Mirounga angustirostris (Northern elephant seal) is the source of this 4358-nucleotide messenger RNA. It is a transcript of the gene PEX26, whose product is annotated as peroxisomal biogenesis factor 26. NCBI's taxonomy places the organism in Eukaryota, Metazoa, Chordata, Mammalia, Carnivora, Phocidae. Bases 221 to 1156 code for a protein of 311 amino acids. Gene Ontology annotation, molecular function: ATPase binding; protein-containing complex binding. The record is from RefSeq and is a predicted model, not a curated record. The transcript has 6 exons. Gene Ontology annotation, cellular component: peroxisomal membrane; peroxisome. Gene Ontology annotation, biological process: protein import into peroxisome matrix; protein import into peroxisome membrane.
CGCGCCGCCGGGAAGCCAUGAGUCUGCAGGGAUCUGCGAGAGCCGGAAAGAUGUCGGUUCCCUUGUUCCGCGCCUGCAGUAAGCGGCUAUAUUCAUAAAAAGGAACCUGGAACGGCACUCCCCGGGGCUAAGGUGGUAUCAGUACAUGUCGUGGGGCCAGAGAAGCUAGAGGCAGGCCGACGCGGGAUAUCCCGGAUCCCCCGGAGAGGCUGCCACUCUGAUGUCUGAAGAGACAGGCCCUCGGCCCAGGCUGGCUAUGAAGAGUGACUCCUCGACCCCUGCAGCCCCCCUUAGGGGGCUCGGGGCGCCCCUGAGGAGCAGCGAGCCUGUGUGCGCCGCCCCACCUCCAUCAGCAGCCGUGGUUCUGCUGGAGGAGGCUGCAGACCUCUUGGUGGUGCACCUGGACUUCCGGGGAGCGCUGCAGACCUGUGAACGCGCCUGGCGGAGCUUAGCCAACGAUGAUGCGGGCACCUCCUUGGAGGUGAAAUGCUCCCUGUGUGUUGUGGGGAUCCAGGCCCUGGCAGAAAUGAAUCGGUGGCAGGAAGUCCUGUCCUGGGUUCUUCAGUAUUACCAGGUCCCUGAAAAGCUACCUCCCAAAGUCCUGGAACUAUGUGUUCUUUUAUACAGCAAAAUGCAAGAGCCUGGAGCUGUGCUGGAAGUGGUCAGUGCUUGGCUACAAGACCCCGACAAUCAGGGCCUUCCAGAAUACAGAGCCUUGGCAGAACUUCACCUGCAGCGGGUGCUGCUGCCUCUGGGCUGCUUGUCAGAGGCUGAGGAGCUCGUGGUGGGCUCUGCAGCCUUCAGUGAGGAAGAGCAGCUGGACGUACUCCAAACCAUGAAUAAGGCAAGGCAACAGCAGAAACACCAACACUCAGGCUCUGAGGAGGCCCAGAAGCUAAACCAGGAAGGCUCCUCCUCCCACAAGUUCCUGUCACUAAUGGUGUUGCUUCGCCGGCUUUGGGAUUCUACAGUGAGCCACUUCUUUUCCAUGCCCUUCAGAAAGAGCCUCCUGGCCGCCUUGAUCCUCUGCCUCUUGGUGGUAAGGUUUGAUCCAGCUUCUCCUUCUUCCUUGCCCUUCCUCUACAAGCUGGCUCAGCUCUUCCAUCGGAUCCAGGAGGCCAUGUUUUCGCUCUACCGGCUUCCUAUCCACGACUGAGUGGUCUUUCCCAUUCCACUCAACCUCUCACUCCCCAGGUUGGCUGUGACAGAAGCAGAGUAACUCAUCCAUGGCAGCCCACCUGUUGCUGGCUGGGCCCCCUCAGGAGUGGGGCCAGCCCCAAUUCUAGAAAGACCUGAUCCAGUCUGGUGAACUGUGUUUUGCCACCUGAAUGUUAUCCCCCUUGCACCCCACUUUGGCUGGUAUUGGUAGGUAAUGUGGGAACAAAGUGGGGCCAGAGAGCACAAGUCCUCCAGAAUAAUACUCCCUUAUACCCAGAGGCCCCUUCUAAAGGAGGGGUUUGGGAAAGGAGAGUGUGUCCAUGAAAUACUCCUUCUUCUUGGCAAAGGCAAGGGAUUGAUUUUUCAGGUCAGGGUGUUAAUGAAGCUGGAAGUUCAGAAAACUCUGAUAGAAUGACCAUUGGCCUUUCACUUCUGUGGAAAACUUACCUCUGAAAAUUGCCUCACAGGGUAGGCCCUUAAUUAGGCAAAGUGAGGAUCUGAGAGGGCCUUUUAAUUCUCCUCUUUAUUUUCCUUUCCACCAAAUCUGUGCAUAGAGAAGUUAUUUAUCAAUACACCAUUCCUGUGGUUUUGCAAUGGGCUUGAAACUGCUUGGGCCCUCUCUUUUCAGAUCAGGACGUGGCUUUCAAACCACCCAGGUAACUGUUGAAAGCAAAAUAAGGCGGCUCUGCUCUUCUCACUGGGUAAAGUGAUCUUGUUUGGUGCCUCUUGGGCUUCAGCUCAAUUUUCCAGGUUGUCAGUGGCCAAGUCCUGCUCUAUUACACACUCAGUAUUCCUGUGUUCUCUUUCUUCCUGUCAGUUCCUUCUCACUGCCCUGCAAUAGUACUUUUGUACUUUGUCCAAUGGCUGUUUCACCAGGUUCUGCCCUCCAUCCUUGCCUCCUUGGUAUACACCGUUGCUGGUCCCCCUCCGCCUUCUAUGUCCUGUUGUUCUAGCUAUAGUCUAUUGUUUGUAUAAUGUACAGGUUUUUCCGCUCGUGUGGCCUUGAAAAGUAGGCCAGGCUCAGAGGCUGAUGAGCUGAAAAUGGAACUGGGUAAUCAGGUGAGCUGGAAGGGAUGUGUAGAGGGAGUUGGGCAGAGGGGAGAUAUGGGUUUUGAAGGCAAUAAACAAUUCAUUGUUAGGGGGAGGAGGCACUGGGACCAUAGCAUUUGGGUAUUUGAAAUGUUUCAGUGUUUUCUGUCACUAGCCACAAGAAUCUUACAUGUUACUGUGCAAGUAAACGUAAAACACUACUAUGCUUUCGGAGUUGUAAAAGGCUUCCCGCAGGGGCUAGCCUUUUUGAGGCUGAAGGCCAAGCAAACUGCCCCCAGCUGGGGUUUCAGGCAGUGUUGAUGCCAGGAAUAGAGGAGGUGCUUAGUAGUUUCCCAGAGGUUGGUUUUCAGGAGUUCCAAGUGAACAAUUCUCUUUAGUAAAGUGGGUAGAAGGAGUAAACCUCACAGGCCCUUGGGAGGUAAGUCCCUAGGGUGUGGUCCACCUCUGUAGGAAACAAAUCUGUGCUUUUACAUAUGGGCUUUUAAAUAGAGUUAAGAACCCUGGGGAGAGGAGAGGAGACAGAUAAGCUUUGAGAUCUGUUAGAAUGAUUUCUCAAAAUGAAAAUCCGGUCCUUCGCUACCCUAGAUAAAACUCUUUAAUGUCUUCCCAUGCCUCGCAUGGCAUUUCUUCUUAAAUUUGUCAUGGAAUUUUUUUUUUUAAGAUUUUAUUUAUUUAUUUGAGAGAGAGACUGAGAGAGAGAGCAUGAGAGGGGGGAGGGUCAGAGGGAGAAGCAGACUCCCCGCUGAGCAGGGAGCCCGAUGCGGACUCGAUCCGGGACUCCAGGAUCAUGACCUGAGCCGAAGGCAGUCGCUUAACCAACGGAGCCACCCAGGUGCCCUGUCAUGGAAUUUAAGGCCCCUUAUGCACUGGUCUUGGCUAACACCUCCACUUUGAUACGGGGACUCUGUUCCUCAUGCACGCUGCCCUCCAGCUGCCCAGCCAGUCAGUUUUCUGAACGUUUCAUGCUCCUUCACACCACUGUAACUUUAGCACCUGCUGUUCCCUCUGGAAGGCCCAGCUUCCACUUUUUGCCUGGUUAGCUCCUCGAAUUUCCAGACUUACUCAAGGGUUACCUUUGGGAAUCCUGUCCUGACGUCCUCUGCUUCCACCUUUUUGUGGUAGUGACCCCAUGGCCUUAUAAUUGUGAAGUCCUUUGUUACCUCCAGUAACUGUGAGCUCUUUGAAGCUGGGGAAUGUGGCUCAUUGCAGUGUUUAAGAAUCAGGUUUGGGGGGCACCUGUGUGGCUCAGUCAUUAAGCGUCUGCUUUCAGCUCAGGUCAUGAUCCCAGGGUCCUGGGAUCGAGCCCCGCAUUGGGCUCCCUGCUCUGCAGGAGGCCUGCUUCUCCCUCUCCCCCUGCUUGUGCUCUCUCUCUCGCUGUCUCUCUCUGUCAAAUAAAUAAGUAAAAUCUUUAAAAAAAAAAAAAAAGAAUCAGGUUUGGAUCCCUGCUCUACCACUCAUGAGGCAUGUGUCUGUUGGAAAGUGACCUAUCCUUUCUCAACCUCAAUGUCCUCAUCUGUUAGUGAGUUAUUAUCUUGUAGGGACUUUUAGGCCUAGCCGAGGACAUAUGAAGGUAUCAGAGGUGUUUAAAUGAAUGAACUGAUACAGCUGCCAUGACAAAAGAUCCGUGUGCUUUUGGUGUAUUUUGUAUUGUGAAAAGUCUGAGUAAAAAGAAGUCUGUCUGUCCCUUGAAGUUCUUCCAUAUUAUUCAGCUUGUAGGUCUCUUGGUUCUCUGUUUGAUGUUUGUCUUGAACUCUGCAGUGCUCUCUGGUCACCAGCCCCAGCUACCUUCCUAGUGAGUCAAGGAACUCAGAACCAAAACUGCUCUGAUGACUUUGACCUUUUCUAAGAAUGGAGGCAGGUAUUCAUACCAGUCUUCAAGUCUGGGCUUAAGGAGGUCGGAAAUGAAGGGAAGGCUUCCUUGUUAGACUUAGAGCUGUGCUGUCCAAUAUGGUAGCCAUUAGCCACAGGUGGCUUUUGAGCACUUGAAAUGUGGCUGGUCCAAAUCGAGAUGUUCUGUAAAUGUAAAAUACUCACUGGAUUUUGAAGAUUUAGUACUAAAAAAAUGAAAAUUCAAUAAUUUUUAUAUUGAUUGCAUGUUGAAAUGAUAAUAUUUUGGGUAUAUUGGGUUAAAUAAAAUCUAUUAAAAUUAA